Messenger RNA from Ceratitis capitata (Mediterranean fruit fly), 885 nucleotides. RefSeq lists its product as uncharacterized. Bases 260 to 712 code for a protein of 150 amino acids. Lineage: Eukaryota; Metazoa; Arthropoda; Insecta; Diptera; Tephritidae. The transcript has 4 exons. The record is from RefSeq and is a predicted model, not a curated record.
CUCAACGAACGCAUUCGAACGGCAUUCGAACGGCUCAGACGACAGUCUCAAUUGUGAAGUUGAUCGCGUACGGAUCGUUUAUAAGAAUUUUGUGCGGCAAACUGGCGUAACAGAGUCACAUACGUGGAAUUCUAAAGAAUUUUGCAAAAAAAAAAAAACAAUCUUUUUGUUCUACAAACACACACACACACACAUAUAUAUAUAUAUAGUGUAUAUACUUCCAUACAGUGAAAACCAGUUUGUAAACAGAGGCGCGAAGAUGGCUAAAUACACUACAGACAAAGCGUUAUUCAAUGUCAGCCUGCGUAAUGCCUGCUUGGGCAUAUCGAUAUUCUUUCUGGUCAUGCUGGUGCUGGGCGUCAUUGCGCGACCGAGUUAUUUGCACAGCAGCUCUUCGCUCAUCGGUUUUAUCAUCGAACUGCUCGCCAAUUUGGCUUUGUUGUUUGGUGUUUUGUGGAGUAAUCCAUGGCUGGUGGCUGCAUGGCUUGUGGUCGCCGUUCUUUUCUUCAUUCACUGGCCAAUCGCCGUUUUGGGUGUAAUUUUCAAUUAUGGCGAUUAUCGUGCUGCUGCAUUUUUCGAUAAUGUUUUCCUUAUACUCUUCGAAUAUAUAUUGGCGUUGGUCAUUUUCGGCUACUGCUCAUAUCUAGUCUACUCGUAUUUCCAUCAAUUGCGGAACAGUCAGUCGGCUACACCACACGGCGUUGUAGUUUAAAUAUGUACUUAUACAGACGUACUACAUAUGAUGUACAUACAAACAUGCUGAGUACAAAAUUUAAAACGCCAAAAUAAUUUUUUUUCCUCUUAAUCUACAAAAUACAUACAUUUUAUGUGUGCAUUUUUUUUUUUUUAACUAUUAUACAGUUAAUAAGCAUUUUUAUCAUUUAC